GGAGUGACAGGUAUGAAGUCGUGCGGUAUGUAUAUGUGUGUAUGGUAUCGUAUACGCAAUAAGUACCAUCUGGUUUCUUACGAACUCCAACGAUUGACGGAAGGAAGAGGUCAAGGUCAGGGCUCCGGGUGGUAUCGCAUCACAGGGAUGCAUAGGAGCCUGACUUUCGACGCGUGUCUGGCUCAAGAGCACAAACAGGGACUGAUAGAAAAGAAAAAAGAAAGAGAAGAGAAGCAGAAGCAAUAUAAAGAGGGAACCAUAGACCCAGCGCGGCAUAGAGAAGAGAAAAAUGGGGAAAGGCAUAUAUGAAGCAGAGAAUGGAAGGUGGAAGGUAAACACCCCAGCGAUCGGUAAAUUGAGCGGGGUACAGUGAGCGACGGAGAGUGAGUGUCAGGGUGAAGUAACGUUAGGAAGUCACAAGGAGAGGAGAGGAAAGAGGACAAGCGGAGAACAUAUUAUGAACGAGUGGAUCAGGAUGGGAUAGGGUAACCUUUUUCACGCAAGCUUCGACAUGAACAGCUAAAAGGGAAUCACAAACAACAGGCACGAGACGCCAUCGGGCGCCCAGGAGGCGAUUACACUUCUUCCUCUUCUUCCUCGACAACGUUGUGCAACGGCGCGCCGUGCACAUACCGGUAGGGGCUAUCACGCCCAUCAUCCACCUCCAAGAUCGACGGCGUCAGCUCGCUUUCCGCCGUCAUGACCGACGCGGGCGGCGAUGGGGAACGCGGGGGCGCGGGAGGCAGAGCUGCCUCCUCCUUGGGUGCCGCUCCCUGGGGACGUGGGAUGCGAG
Heterobasidion irregulare TC 32-1 is the source of this 793-nucleotide messenger RNA. RefSeq lists its product as uncharacterized. The coding region runs from base 13 to 309 and encodes 98 amino acids. The record is from RefSeq and is a predicted model, not a curated record. The transcript has a single exon. NCBI's taxonomy places the organism in Eukaryota, Fungi, Basidiomycota, Agaricomycetes, Russulales, Bondarzewiaceae.